AUGUCAAAAAGGGUUCGAGAAACAGCAAUUGGAAUUGAUCUUGGAACAACAUACUCGUGCGUUGCGGCGUGGUUUGAUCAACACAACCGUGUGGAGAUCAUUCCAAAUCAUCAAGGCAACAGGAUUACGCCUUCUUGUGUUGCUUGGAAUGGGACCCGCCUCUUGGUUGGCGAGGCUGCCAAAAAUCAAAUAACUCGAAAUCCUAGAAACACUGCAUUUGAUGUUAAACGCUUAAUGGGGAGUAGAUUCAGUGAUAGUAGUGUGAAGAAGGACAUAGAGUCAUGGCCUUUUAAGGUAAUCGAAGGGAAUGAACAGAAGCCAAUGAUUGUGUUUGAACACAAUUCAGUCAAAAAAGUUUUUUCCCCCGAAGAAAUAUCUUCUUUGAUUCUAAGAGAUUUGAAAGUAGCUGCGGAAGCAUAUCUUGGAACAAAAGUUACCAAUGCAGUGAUAACUGUUCCUGCAUAUUUUAGUGACAAGCAACGACAGGCAACCAAGGAUGCUGGUACGCUGGCUGGGCUUAAUGUUAUGCGUUUAAUUAAUGAGCCAACAUCAGCUGCAAUUGCAUAUGGUCUAGAUAAGAGUGCUGACAUAAAUCGCCCAAAAGAGAAAACUGUGUUGAUAUUUGAUAUGGGUGGAGGUACAUUUGACGUGUCUCUUCUCAAUAUAAGACAGGACGGUACCAUUGCUGUUAAAUCUGUGGAUGGUGACACUCAUCUCGGGGGAGAAGAUUUUGACAAGUUGAUGGUGAAUCAUUGUGUACAAGAAUUCAAGAGAAAAGAAGGGAAGGAUUUAAGCGUGAAUGCAAGAGAAAUGAUGAGGCUGAAAAUAGCUUGCGAGAAAGCUAAGAGGGAUCUGUCAUCCACUCCACAAACGCCAAUUGAAAUUGACUGCUUGUAUGAGGGAACUGAUUUUACCACGAAAUUCAGUCGGGCAAAAUUUGAGGAGCUAAAUGCUGGUUUCUUCAGCAUGUGUAUUAAGCAUGUGGAGAACUGUUUGAGAGAUGGGAAGGUGCGUAAGAAAGACGUUGAUGAUGUAGUUAUUGUUGGUGGAUCGACACGUAUCCCAAAGGUACAAAAGAUGCUGACUGAGUUCUUCAAUGGGAAACCACUUUGUAGGAGCAUUAACGCAGAUGAAGCUGUAGCUUAUGGUGCAGCAGUGUUGGCUGCAAACUUAAGCGGUAAUGGGAAUGUAAAGGUACAAGAUUUGGUAUUGUCAGAUGUGACCCCUCACUCUCUUGGCAUCUGGGUCCGAACAAUUGAUAUGAUUAAUUUGGUGAGUGUAUUAAUUCCAAGAAACACACCUACACCCUGCAUCAAGACAAAUGUAUUUACUACUAUAUGUGACAACCAAACAAGCGUAAAUAUCAGUGUAUAUGAGGGCGAGGGCAGAACUAUAAACGAAAACAUCUUCCUGGACAAAUUCAUUCUCUCUGGCAUUCCGCCAGCCCCUGCAUAUCAAGAGAAGAUAAAAGUGUGCUUUAACUUAGAUGCCAAUGGUAUACUAUUUGUUUCGGCUGAGUCAAUAUCAUCUGGUAGUAAUAAUAGUAUUAGAAUUGAAAGGAGUGGUCGCUCAAGAAAAGAAUCAAAAGCAGUAGACAUUUACCAAAGUGUUAUAUCAAUUGAAGAAAUGGAUGAAGAAGUCCUCAAUUGA
Erigeron canadensis is the source of this 1650-nucleotide messenger RNA. Its product is annotated as heat shock cognate 70 kDa protein-like. Bases 1 to 1650 code for a protein of 549 amino acids. The record is from RefSeq and is a predicted model, not a curated record. Gene Ontology annotation, biological process: protein refolding; cellular response to unfolded protein. Gene Ontology annotation, molecular function: ATP binding; ATP hydrolysis activity; heat shock protein binding. NCBI's taxonomy places the organism in Eukaryota, Viridiplantae, Streptophyta, Magnoliopsida, Asterales, Asteraceae. Gene Ontology annotation, cellular component: cytoplasm. The transcript is spliced from 2 exons.